AAAAUUACUCAUUCCUUUCCGUUUCAUUUUCCUUUUUUGACCUGCGCAUUGAUUCUUUCUCUCCUCCUCCCGUCACUAUUUGCUUUUGCCUGAACCCUCAAGUUGGUCAUCAAAGGAGAGCCGCUCUUUACAAGGCUGGAUAGCAAUUAGCUACCCUGGAAGUCUUGAUCGCGGGAAAGGCUAUGGUGCUGUGGUUAGGGAUGAUCAACCAUAGGCAGCCCUGCCCAAAGCCGAUAGAGGAUUCCGUAGUCAACCAGGCCAUCUCGAGCUCUAGCCUAGUGUAUCAGCCAGCACUGUGGUUGAAGCCAGGUAACUACUCGGUGGGAUAGUCAUGCUAGUUGGCGCAGCCUGGUAAACUAGUGAGCUAGCUAACGAGCUAGUUAGUUAGUUGCACUUUGCUGGAAGAUUCUUCCUCGCACUGCGGAGCUCCAGGACUCCGUAACUUCUUCGUACUCUGAACUCCAUACAUGAGUUUUAAACCACACCAGCCCCGUUCGAAAGUGACAAGUCGCCGCUUGUGUGUAGUGAGCUAGAUUUUGUCGAAACCGAGAAUGCGCAUCAAUUGAUAGGGUUGUAGGGUUGUCGUGGAAAUAACAAGCAUACUUGGCUGAAAAGAGAGUUUCCCCAGAAAGGAUGGAUCCCUCGGUGUGAUGCAGGGAAGCAGGAGUAAAGUAAGAAUUGGGCCUUCUGUGGGGCGGUUGAUAUCAAACUCUCUAAGGCAUGCUUGAUUAUUUGUUUAUACGUACCUGGUAUAGGGGGUAGCUAACUAGUUAAGCUUAACUACUUAUUCUACUAGGUGAAUUGAUGAUGUGAAGAUGCCUCACAGACAACCGGCCUACUCAGCUGUGGGCACUUACUCAAUCCCAACGAGCCAGGAUGGAAAGCAGUUAGGGGUGUACAAAUGCAAGGUAUCUCACAGCUCGAGUAACGAUGUGACACAGCACAGGCCAAUGGCCGGAAUUAGGCUGUCUGAAGCCAACCUAAGUAGGUGGGCAACCGAUCACUAGCGAGAUAGCCGCCGGAAGUGUGGUGAGGUCAAGCAUUUCGAAAUCGAAGAGUUCAUCCCAAGCACAGAAGACAUGGAAUCUUCUGAGCUUUAUUUACUCCGUACCUCUGUUGCAGACGGGUAAGAAACGGGUACAGCCAUACUCUGUAACUGGUCAAGAGAUAGUGGGCUUAAUGCCAAAAGAGGGGCCAGUGGUCCGCAUAAUUGCAAUUCGGCCUAGGGCAAGGCUGGAAGCACACAGGCUCUUCUCCCGGGAGACAGUUUAUGUUCCGUUAAAGCCAUAUGUUUGAUCACCCAUCGCUUCGUACGGGAGUAAUGUUAUGUGUCUCCCUCUUUCCAGUCCGCAACCUAGUAAUCAAGAUUCCGCUUGAAUUUCCUACUCUGUAUACAUCACAUAGGGAAGCAACUCGUACAUACAACAUUCGAGUGUUCCCAAUAAUGCACAGUCUUCGUGCAGAAGCGACUACCCCCUAGGAUCUGGUUCGCUGUAGAGAGCUGGACAUCUCUCAAAUUCAUUAAUGCGAAACCAGCUCUGUUCUAACCAGCAUGUCUUGUUAAGCUACCGAGACUGCAGUAUUAGCUGGGGAAUCAGAAGCAAUAACGUAGAUUUCUGGGAUAGGUAGCUGUGCGAUUGACAGGCUGAGAUAAUCUAUACCAUCCCAGCAGAAGUUUGCCUCAAAUUUGGGAGCUCCCAAAUAGAAUAUCGGGACCCUGCGCUUCGCUUGACGACUGCAUCGUAGUAUUGUUUUUGUCGUCUCUGUCCAGCGAAUUUCAAAUACGAGUGGACCGAGGACGAUCCCAAUUCGAGACCCGAGAAGAAUAUUGGAGAACGAGAGCAGGAGUGGAUCGUAACCAGCAUGACAAAAGCCGGAGGCAGCAGAAGUAGGGCAUCGACGGAAACAUAACUUGGUUAUCCAUCCUCCUUGAAAGCCGCUUCUUUUACGGAGCAACUGGAAUCGGGAGGUUGAGGGGGAUAGAAAUAUCCACAAAGCCAGCGAUUGUAAAGCUUGUACACCAUAAAUACGGGCCUGGCUUCCUCCUAUCAACCAUAGGAAUAUUCUUGGGCAGGAACCUAGAGCUCAGUUUCCAUUGGACGAGAUCUCUUUCCAAUUUUUCCAUUGGUCUAUCGGAAAGCGGAAUUACUAAAUGCCGCUUUAAGCUCGGGCGGUCGGGCCCCGGCGGGGUCUGUUGAUUACAUAAACGUCACCUGACCCUCGCAGUUGGAAUUACUAGAAAGGACGAGAGACAUUAGCCGCACGUCAACUUCGAGUGAAACUAUUUGGACUUGCUUGGUCUUCGUCGUGCUUGCGAGCUGUGAAGUGACCUGGCAGCAUGUUUCUUUAGUGACUGUCCCUUUCCUCUCUUCUUUUCUCCUUGUCCUCUUUUAUGUCUUGUCUUAGAUUUUAAUAACAAGUUCUUCGCUUGUGCAUUAACCCCGGCUAUCCAGAUACCUAUUCCACUGGAUAACUAGCCACAGUUUUCUCACGGUCCGCUCCGCUCAUAUUAGGGGGGUUAUCUGCAUGGCACAACCAUGGUGGUGUUCAUAGACCAUUCGCUCGAAGAUGCGUCUCCGAGCAAACCUGCUAUCGGCUCCUUCGAGUCAGGGAACAUACCCCCGCCGUCAUUCACCAAGGAUAGUCAAUUCAUGCUCGCCGCAUCCUUGCCCCAACUGCGAGCUGGCGAUUCCACCAGGACGGAGAUAGUUGAUAAAACUGGACCCGAGAGGGAUAUGGAUCCUUCGAGCCUGAAUGGCAUUAUAUCUAUGGCAUUAAGCUGCUACCCGUACGCAAAAACAUCACACCUUUUGCCGCUGUUGUUGUUGUUGAGGAUGAAAUAUGUUGAUUCUCUCUAUAUAUUUCUUCCUUUUUUGAAUGCUGUGGUAUCUGGCAAUUUCUUGUUCAAGAUUGUUGACCAUCAUACCUUGCUUGUCUUUACGUUCUUAUUUACAGGAUAGUGACCAUGCUCGCUCGGUGUGUGGACCUAACUACUCUACAUUCAUUAUCCAUGACAUGUCGUCAGGUCCACUCUACGCUCCUUAUCUUUCGAAAUCAGCUCGUCAAGGAAACCCUACGCUGUAGGAACGAGGUCCUUGACGACAUAAUAAUUCAGUCUCGCUCAAGGUCAUCUAAUGUCCAAUGGGGUAGUCGGCCUCCUACCCGGAACGGCAGUCUUACUUGGGGGAAAUCUGGACGUUGCGCCAGAGAUAUGGUUGACAAAUGCCAGCGUUGCGACGAAUAUGUUUGUAGGAACUGCACGGUCAAACCUCCUUCAUUAGCAAACUUAAAAAACCGUUUGCGGCGGAUUUGCCCAGCCUGCAUCGAAGCACCUUUAAGUAACCAUAAAAAUGGGAUGGCCACAAAUGGACAAACUUCCGGCCUGCAUAUAUGCACCUGUGAUACCAAUUCUUGGUACUGCCGUCCCUGUGGCCAACACUUGAGGGCCGAAGAUGUCACCUACCAACGUGUCUGGUCAUGGCGCACCAGGUACAAUGAAUUUCUCGGCGGAGGUGGUCACUGGGUCGGGUAUGGAGACUGCGGCCAGGGUGUGCAGUGUGGCCUUGAGCAAAGGUGUCUUGCCGCCGAGUACAUUGAGGUAGAAGUGGACUGUGAAGUCGGAGACCGGGUUUCGGAGUUUUCCCGUUCUGAUAGUUCGAAUGACAGCUCCCUCGAGCAUCUUCGUCAUUCUAGCUCGUUUUCGCAUUCGGAUGGCCGGGAUGAUGAGGAACCAGGCUACCUCCGGCAAGAGAUCGAGGGAAUCGGGGGUGUGGUCAAGCAAAAAGUCAAGAAGAGAGUCCGUGUAGGGGCUAGUGUCGAGGAACGUGACGAUGACCGGGAAAACGCAACAUACUUGAAACAAGAAACCUCAGGCGCCGUGCGAAGUCGAUGCGGAUGGUGUUCUGGGAUUGUUCCAAGCAAUGUUGAAAGGAAUCGUGACUGAUUGUUACCACAAGCAAAUACAUAUACGGUAGAUGUCUUGGCAAGCAUUCCCUGUCGGCACACCAUACUGUUGCACGUAUAUAAUCACAUGAACCAUGACAUUAUCUCUUGUUCGCAGCCUUGUGGUUUCUGUAGGCUGUGCCUCAAACAAAGCUCCUUUCUAUCACCGAUGCUGUUUCCUGCACUCAACCUUAUCACGCAUUGUCUUUUAACUCUGAGGAUUCCUGUUCCUGACGCUUAGAGUGAACUUCAAGUAAUUUUCGCAUCACUAUCAGACCUCGAACGUCAAAUGUAUGACUGCCGGUCGUCAGUGCUGCGAUCUAUACCACCAUCUGUUGAUCAAACAUAUCGUCAUAGGUAGUGUUGGUCCGAAAUUUAGAGUUUUGAUGAAACACCACCAGGAAUGCUUUGAUCACCACUAAAGCAUAGCCUAACAUCAACAGCACCCCUUUCAUAGUAACUAUAGACUUAGGUAGAAAUUCAUUUUCAAUCAUUAUAUACUAGAUUUUAACUCCCGUACAGUCAAUUAUUCUAAACCCCAAACAUGGUCUUGAGUCAAACGCAUUCAUUUAAUCAGCCAGGAGGCACAUUGUGUUGGAAAUUUUACAGGGUGGGUUCGAGCUGUUGAAUAUGCAUGCUUACUAUCGUCUCUUACUAAUGUGUCUUAAGAUAUCCCAAAUUAUCAUUAGUUGUCUAGGGAACAUAUUCCGAAAUAUUAACCGGCUGCUAGAUAUUUCUAAGCUGUGUACUGUAGAGGCUGCAAACCGGACUGUACAACAGCCUUAUCUACCCCUUGCAGCUUAAUGAAACAAGAGGCUGAUUAUGUACUUUCAGUAGAAUAAGAGCAGAAUUUUCACACAAGGCGCGGAAAGUGCCAGAGCAGCAUUUUGGAAGGAUCUACUGCGUCAUGUUACUAAUACGACGAUCUAGCCAGGCUAUCUUCAGCUUCGAUAUGCUUCCAUGGGCUGGAAGAAGAGAGUAAAGGGGGGGAGAGGAAGGCACCUUCCGGAUAACAAGGAAAUAGCAGUGAAGUAGGUAGGAUGGAUGUUUGUCGAGGUGCUUUCCCCUAGCUGCAGGAUCACCUCGCUACCCAACACAUGAAGGAAAUCAAAACCGGCCUGAUGGGGGAAAUAAGAUAUUCAUGUUGCGAGGGAUGGCAUCCGAAAUAGUAGGGAUAGAUAGAAGGACUCCUAAUUAAAAUGACCAGUUCAUUCUCCCGAUUCGCUCUUGUACUGGCGAAAGAAGGAGAAGACAGGCUUUUGAAAAGCACGGCAGAAUGACAUGGGAUAUCAGAGGUUUGUAAUCUGGUAAUGGCCAACUGGCAGCUUUUGCCUUCAAAUGUUCAAUAGGAAAAGAUAGCAGGGGAGUAGACCAUUGGAGGAGAAGGGCAAAACCAACAGUUAAGACUCCGCAUCUCGCGGCUGUGAUUGGACGGGGAUUUUUUACA
Messenger RNA from Trichophyton rubrum CBS 118892, 5389 nucleotides. RefSeq lists its product as uncharacterized. The coding region runs from base 2966 to 3943 and encodes 325 amino acids. NCBI's taxonomy places the organism in Eukaryota, Fungi, Ascomycota, Eurotiomycetes, Onygenales, Arthrodermataceae. The record is from RefSeq and is a predicted model, not a curated record. The transcript is spliced from 3 exons.